AUGGUACUAUAUUUUUCAAGUAUGUUAGAGUCAGAUAAUGGUGAUAUUACUGUCGAUGGUAUGAAUAUUACAUCAAAUAUACAAAAUAUUCGAAAAAAGAUUGGCUUUUGUCCACAAUAUGACAUUCUCUACGACGAAUUGUCUGUGAAAGAACAUUUAGAAUUAAUUGCAAAGAUGCGCCAUAUAGAUAGACAUCAAAUAGACAGUUGUGUUGAUGAUAUUCUUCGUAAAAUCAAUUUAGUAAAUGACAAACAAACACUAGCAAAAAAUCUUUCUGGUGGAAUGAAGCGUCGCUUAUCUGUCGGUCUAUCACUUAUAGGAGAUCCACAGGUAUUAAUAUUUGAUGAGCCAACUAGUGGAAUUGAUCCCGCGAAUCGUCGUGAAAUCUGGUCUAUUAUAAAAAAUUUGAAAAAAGACGGUCGUUGUGUCAUACUGACAACUCAUUUCUUAGACGAAGCAGAUGUUUUAUCCGAUCGAAUAGCAAUUAUGACAGAUGGCAAACUUCAGGCUUGUGGAACAACUGAAUUUUUAAAACAACAAACUAACUUACAAUAUCAUUUGUUUAUCGACAAAAUUGAUUCUUUGUGUAAAGAAGAAACGGUGACAAGGUAUGUUAAAACAUACGUCAAUAAUGCAAUAUUAGAAAGAGAAUCGACAACAGAAUUAAUAUAUGGUAUUCCACGUGGAGAAGAGACGGGAACAUUUACUUUGAUUGAAACACUCGAUGAACCCGAAACUAAACGGAAUAUUGAAAUUACUGGUUAUGGUAUAUCGAUGAUAACGAUCGAAGAUGUUUUCUUGCAACUUGUGCGAGAAGCUCAGGCAAAUCACGGACAUUUUGACGAAACUAAAGAACGUUUAGCUGGUUCAGGUAAGAAUUUAUUGUGCAUUAGAUCAAUGUAUAACAUAGAGGUGGCAUCACAAUAUACGAGUUUUUGCCUUUCUGAUUGAAAGCAAACCAAUAAUCGUACACUUGACAAACAUUUCACAGCUCUCUUGCAUAUUCAUUUCGAUAGAGCUGAGACGUU
Molecule: messenger RNA, 1028 nt
Organism: Didymodactylos carnosus
Lineage: Eukaryota; Metazoa; Rotifera; Eurotatoria; Philodinida; Philodinidae
Source: the annotation of a GenBank genome assembly